CAACCUUUCGAGGUAACUUGCUGAGUUAAGUCUUACUACCGCAGUAAAAGCCGAAACCACUCUAAAUCCAAAAUGGAACGUUGGGUCGACAAAGUUGCUCUAGUCACCGGUGCUAGCUCUGGAAUUGGCAGAGCCAUCGUCGAGGAAUUAGUCCGGAAGGGAAUGAGAGUCGUCGCCAUGGCUCGUCGCAUUGACAAAAUCAAGGCGUAUGCCGAGGAGUUGAAGCACCACCCAGGAAAGCUCCACCCUCUGCAGUGCGACCUGACCAAGAAGGAUCAGGUGAUGCAUGCAAUGCAGUGGAUAGAGAAGAACAUGGGAAAUAUCGACGUCUUGGUGAACAACGCCGGUGUUGACACUCACACCUCUUUCCUCAACGGGACAAUGGAAGACUGGGAGAAGACAUUUGACGUAAACAUCCUGGGCUUGGUAGCAAUCACCACCGAAUUCCUGAUGAUGAAGAAGAAGCAAGGCUUGAUGGACCGCGGUCACAUCUUCAACAUCAACGACUUCCGAUGCUUCACCCGCCACAAUACCAUGGAGAACAGGAUGUCCGCUCCGUACAUGGCCAGCAAAUGGGCUAUGCGUGGAAUCACGGACAUGCUUCGUACGGAACUCAAGGAACUCGAAUCAAAGAUCAAAGUUACCAACAUUUGUCCGGGCAUGGUCCACACCGAAAUGACAAUGAAGGCCAUAAAGGAACACGGUUGCGCUGCUCUGGAACCCUGUGACGUCGCCGACUCCAUCAUCGUCGCAUUGUGUACUCGUGACACCGUCCUUAUCCGAGACAUGAUCGUAUGUCCCUCUCGUGAUCUCUACUAGAGAGCCAAAAGGACGUCAACGUCGCAGAUCACUGACAGCUCUUGGUACAUACUCGUUCCAAAUUUUCAACUAUGUCGUUCGUUGUAAUUGUAUGUUUUGGUAAAUGAUGUUAUAAAAUAAAGUCUUUGGAUCUGAGCAUACAAA
Neodiprion fabricii is the source of this 963-nucleotide messenger RNA. Its product is annotated as farnesol dehydrogenase-like. Bases 73 to 819 code for a protein of 248 amino acids. Lineage: Eukaryota; Metazoa; Arthropoda; Insecta; Hymenoptera; Diprionidae. The transcript is spliced from 3 exons. The record is from RefSeq and is a predicted model, not a curated record.